AACCCUAAACUGAAAAAAUAUCUCACGCCGCUUAUUUGCCUCUCUCUCUCUCUCUCUCUCUCUCUCUCUCUCUCUCUCUCUCUCUCUCUCUCACUCUCUGCAGUUCUCAAAUUCGCCAUGGGUAAAAAAUCCGCCACCAAAGUUGAAGCAGCCCCUGCUGCCAUUAAGGCGACCAAACCUUUGAAGAAAGGUAAGAGAGAGCCUGAGGAUGAUUUGGAAACCAAAGUGAACCUUAAGAAGCAGAAGAAAGACGUGGUUGCUGCUGUUAAGAAGGAGAAAGCUGAGAAGAAGGUGCCCAAGAAGGUGGAGAGCUCUGAUGAGUCUGAUUCCUCUGAGUCUGAGGAAGAGAAGAAGGCUAAGAAAGUUCCUGCCAAGAAGGCUCCAGUGAAGGCUGCUUCAAGCAGUGAUGAUGACGACUCUUCUUCAGAUGAUGAACCCGCACCAAAGAAGGCUACUAACGGAACUGUUGCAAAGAAGGCAAAGGAUGAAUCUUCUUCUGAGGAGGAAUCUUCAGAUGAGGAAGAAGUUGCUGUUACCAAGAAACCUGCUACAGCUAAGCCAGCUUCGAAGGAUUCUUCAUCCUCUGAGGAGGAUUCAGAAGAUGAAUCCGAGGAUGAGAAGGUGAAACCUGUUGCUAAGAAGGCAGCUCCUGUUGCUACCAAGGCUGCAAGUUCAGAUUCGUCUGAGGAAGAUUCUGAUGAGGAAAGUGAAGAUGAAAAACCUGCACAAAAGGCUAAAGAAGGUACCAAGAAGGCUGAAAAGGAUAGCAGUAGCGAUGACUCUGGCUCUGAGGAGUCUGAGAGUGAGGAUGAGAAAGAAACCCCAAAGAAGAAGAGCUCUGAUGUAGAAAUGGUGGAUGCUGAGAAGCAACAGGCUAAGAAAGUUCCUGCCAAGAAGGCUCCAGUGAAGGCUGCUUCAAGCAGUGAUGAUGACGACUCUUCUUCAGAUGAUGAACCCACACCAAAGAAGGCUACUAACGGAACUGUUGCGAAGAAGGCAAAAGAUGAAUCUUCUUCUGAGGAGGAAUCUUCAGAUGAGGAAGAAGUUGCUGCUACCAAGAAACCUGCUGCAGCUAAGCCAGCUGCGAAGGAUUCUUCAUCCUCUGAGGAGGAUUCAGAAGAUGAAUCCGAGGAUGAGAAGGUGAAGCCUGUUGCUAAGAAGGCAGCUCCUGUUGCUACCAAGGCUGCAAGCAGUUCAGAGUCGUCUGAGGAAGAUUCUGAUGAGGAAAGUGAAGAUGAAAAACCUGCACCAAAGGCUAAAGAAGGUACCAAGAAGGCUGAAAAGGAUAGCAGUAGCGAUGACUCUGGCUCUGAGGAGUCUGAGAGUGAGGAUGAGAAAGAAACCCCAAAGAAGAAGAGCUCUGAUGUAGAAAUGGUGGAUGCUGAGAAGCAACAGGCUAAGAAAGUUCCUGCCAAGAAGGCUCCAGUGAAGGCUGCUUCAAGCAGUGAUGAUGACGACUCUUCUUCAGAUGAUGAACCAGCACCAAAGAAGGCUACUAACGGAACUGUUGCAAAGAAGGCAAAGGAUGAAUCUUCUUCUGAGGAGGAAUCUUCAGAUGAGGAAGAAGUUGCUGUUGCCAAGAAACCUGCUGCAGCUAAGCCAGCUGCGAAGGAUUCUUCAUCCUCUGAGGAGGAUUCAGAAGAUGAAUCCGAGGAUGAGAAGGUGAAACCUGUUGCUAAGAAGGCAGCUCCUGUUGCUACCAAGGCUGCAAGCAGUUCAGAGUCGUCUGAGGAAGAUUCUGAUGAGGAAAGUGAAGAUGAAAAACCUGCACAAAAGGCUAAAGAAGGUACCAAGAAGGCUGAAAAGGAUAGCAGUAGCGAUGACUCUGGCUCUGAGGAGUCUGAGAGUGAGGAUGAGAAAGAAACCCCAAAGAAGAAGAGCUCUGAUGUAGAAAUGGUGGAUGCUGAGAAGCAACAGCCAAAGACACCAUCGACUCCUGCUACAGGAGGAUCAAAGACUCUCUUUGUUGCGAAUCUCCCAUUCCAAGUUGAAAGAUCCGAUGUUGAGGAAUUCUUCAAGGAAGCUGGCCAAGUUGUUGAUGUUAGAUUUGCUACGAACAGGGAUGAUGGCAGUUUCAGAGGCUUUGGCCAUGUUGAGUUUGCAAGCGCCGGAGAAGCACAGAAGGCACUUGAGUUUCACGGUAGACCUUUGCUCGGUCGUGAACUUCGUCUUGAUGUUGCUCAAGAGAGGGGUGAAAGACCCGCUUACACUCCACAGAGCGGCACUGGUAAUAACUCCAGGAGCGGUGGUGGUGGAGGCCAAGAGGUUUUCGUGAAGGGGUUUGACUCUUCUCUUGCUCCGAAUGAUAUCAAGAGCGCCUUGACUGAACACUUUGCUUCAUGUGGAGAGAUCACAAGGGUCUCUGUUCCCGUUGACCGUGAAACUGGUGGUUCGAGAGGAAUUGCUUACGUUGAGUUCAAAGAAGGCACAGAGAAGGCGUUUGAACUUAAUGGUAGUGACAUGGGAGGAUGGAACCUCGUCGUUGAUCAGCCUAGACCGAAGGAGAACAACAGUGGUGGUGGAUUCAACAGUGGAAGGAGCAACAGCUUUAGCGGAGGAAGAGAUAAUUUCCGUGGCCGUGGCAGAGGAGGAAGAGAUGGUUUCCGUGGCCGUGGCAGAGGAGGAAGAGACAACGGCCGUGGAAGGCCUAGUUUCACUUCUCAAGCUAAGAAGACUGUCUUCAGCGACGAGUAGAAAGCUUGUAGAAGAUAAUGCUGUUUAUGUUUUUUUUAAAUCUUUAACUUAUGAUACUUCAGCGUCUUUUUAUUGUUUUUGUUUCUUUUUCUCAGAACCUUUGAAUUUUUGGUUUUGAUGUUUAAAUUAAGCUCAGUUUUGAGUACUUUUGGUGUUA
Molecule: messenger RNA, 2851 nt
Organism: Brassica napus (rape)
Lineage: Eukaryota; Viridiplantae; Streptophyta; Magnoliopsida; Brassicales; Brassicaceae
Product: nucleolin 1
Exons: 24
Coding region: 118-2694 (858 amino acids)
Molecular function (GO): RNA binding
Source: RefSeq, a predicted model, not a curated record